AUGACAAAGUCGACGAAAUUACGAAACCUCAAAAAACCGCCGAAAAAGAAGAAGGUGAUUGAGGUGGUGACGACACCACCCGAUGAUCCGACAACAGCGGAAGAAUCCACUACGGUUUCGAUUCCACCCGCGCCACGUCGACGACGUAUUAUCCCUGUUUGUUGUUGUUGUUGCUCGACAUCGGUUGCCACACUUUCACCAGUUGAUUGUAGUUAUGGUAAGGUUGAAAAAAACAACAUUCAUAUAUUUUCUCGUUUAAUUUGUUGCCCCUGGCACCGUUGUUUUCGGCUGUGUUUGUUGUUUUUUAGACUUUUCGAGAAAAAUAAGGUGCAAUCUCGUGACAUAUCUUCUUAUUCGUCUUCCUCCUUCCGGUUUUGGAAUUAAUAAUCAAUGUGCUUUUGAGAUAUGAUAUCUUGAGAUAAUAAGGGCACGUAAAUAAGAUUGAUGAGGGAUGUUGUUAGAAAAUUUUACAGUUUGAAUCUUGGGUCAUGAGAGAGAUACACUAAACAUUACUGAUUUGGCAUGAUAUAGAGUCUUUGUGGUAUACCUGAAAUUAAGGAUUCCUUUUUCCACUUGUGAAGGACUUGAAUUUGUCAUGUUCCAAAUCUUAGAAAAUGUGAGAGAAGAUCUAGCACAGUGAAUUUUAUUGUGACCAAUUCAGAAAACGAGUUAGGUCAACGGGUUCAUUUAGGUUCGAAUUAAUUUUUCACAUAGGAAAUUCAUCACAUGUUUUCUGAAACUCAUAAAUUCUGGAAUUUUCUCAUAACCUCUCUCGUUGAGAGUUCUCAAAACAUGACCACGUGAUCAAUUUCAGGUUCACACGUUUAGUUGCUCAUUUUACUUCCAUUUUUCCCACAAACUCACUCACUCACAUACACAAAAUAAAUAUUGGAAAGACAUGAAGAAAGUGUAGAUAUUCAUACAUUCAUUAAUUAAAAAUUGAUAGUAGCAGCUAGCAACAUCCUCUGCGCGCCGCUGCCUCUGGUGCUUUUUCUUUUCUGUGUAUUUUUUCGCUCUCAUCGAUCCAAUUUUUUUUUGCCAUUGAAAUUAUUAAAAUUUAAUUUGAUCCGUGUGAACAUGCGGAUUUUUCUGCUUCCUCCAAGAUUUUUAAAUAGGAUGUGGAUGAACUUCUUCAGGGGAACUUGUGCUAACUUGAUAGGAAUAAGGCUACUUGAAUGUUGCACUGCCUCCCCAAAUCUACGUGUGUGUGGAAAAACGAAAAAUGUCUAGCACGCUCUCGCAAACACACACUCUCUCGCACACAACUUUUUACUUUUAUUUCGCGAAAACAGUGCAUAUUAGGAGCUGAUUUUUAUGUGUUUUUCAUCGGAACCACAAUAUGUGUUAUACAUAGUUCGAAAGAGAAUUUCUUCGGCUACAAACACAUAUGAAAUGUUAUAAAUGAAACCGAGAUAAAAAAAUAAAAAUUUCAUGCAAACAUGACAUGGUUUUUUUGAAUUGUGUGAAAAACGCAUGUGUUUUUUGAUGGCCUGGCUUAUUUUUUGAAUAUCGAAUAUAUGUAUAAUCGAGUCGUAGUUUUGUUCAGAAUCUCAAGGGCUUUCAGAUGGUAUAAAUCAAUAUUUAUGAAAUUGUGAAAUCAUGGAGGAGUAGGGAUUUUUCGUUUGUCAAUUUUUAAAACGAGAUUUUCAUUUUCAUUUGAAAGGAACUCGAAUGAAGUUUACAUACGUUUUGUAGAGAAUUUCUCGGGCUUCAAAAUCAUAUAUAUUUCUAUACACAAAAAUGGAAAUUGGAUGCACCGCUUUCGGUUGAAAACUCACCGCUGUUUUUCGCUACGCUACUGAACGGGUUUGUUUGUUUGGUGCAAACCCAACAAGUUUUCAACCGAAAGCGGUGCAUCCAAUUUCCAUUUUUGUGUAUAGAAAUAUAUAUGAUUUUGAAGCCCGAGAAAUUCUCUACAAAACGUAUGUAAACUUCAUUCGAGUUCCUUUCAAAUGAAAAUGAAAAUCUCGUUUUAAAAAUUGACAAACGAAAAAUCCCUACUCCUCCAUGAUUUCACAAUUUCAUAAAUAUUGAUUUAUACCAUCUGAAAGCCCUUGAGAUUCUGAACAAAACUACGACUCGAUUAUACAUAUAUUCGAUAUUCAAAAAAUAAGCCAGGCCAUCAAAAAACACAUGCGUUUUUCACACAAUUCAAAAAAACCAUGUCAUGUUUGCAUGAAAUUUUUAUUUUUUUAUCUCGGUUUCAUUUAUAACAUUUCAUAUGUGUUUGUAGCCGAAGAAAUUCUCUUUCGAACUAUGUAUAACACAUAUUGUGGUUCCGAUGAAAAACACAUAAAAAUCAGCUCCUAAUAUGCACUGUUUUCGCGAAAUAAAAGUAAAAAGUUGUGUGCGAGAGAGUGUGUGUUUGCGAGAGCGUGCUAGACAUUUUUCGUUUUUCCACACACACGUAGAUUUGGGGAGGCAGUGUGUUGGUCAAUCAAGUUUGCUCUACCGCACACAUUAUUUAUUUGUGCCUACUUCUCGAGAAAUUUGGGAAUUCCUAAACCCUUUCAAAUUCCCUUCUUCCUACUUUCUGCUUUUGUUGGACUUUGUUCCGCCGGAAGAAUCCAAUAAUUUUUUGUUGCCAAUAGCUUGUCAAAAACAGACUUUUUAUUUUUCAAAUCUCUAAGUAUACCACAAAACAAAAUGGCUAUUUUUGUCGAAGCCCUUUUCUUUUCUGAGUUUUGCGUCAAUGCACCGGAUGAAAUUAGUGAGGGGAUAAUCCGCCCCGAGACAAACUAAUAAUACAAAGUUUAGACCUCAUUCUCAUUUUCAUUUUCCUUUUCCCAAACGAAAGGGAGCUCAUUAGAAGUCGUUGGAAGCGGAAAAAAUGGGAUGAAUAAUUUGGUCAGACCCAAGAAAAACAGAGGCAUUUUUUUUGAAAAGAAAAUGAGGAAACAAAAUAAAAAUAUAAAUAAGAUAUUUAAUAAUUGAAUUAAAUAUGGCUCAAAGAAUGGUUCAACUUAAGUUGUUUUUUCAUUCAUCUAAAUUUUUGUUCACAUUGAACCAACCAACCAAGUUUUUUGAUGUUUACAACGAAGAAAUACAAACCAUCCAAAUUAUCCGAAAGGAAACAAACCCGUGGAGAAAUAGUUUGAGAUUUGAGGAGGUUUAGAGAAAGGCGAGAACAAAUGGGAAUCGAACACGAAAAGCAUUGAGAUUGAUAAACAUAUACUUUUUUUGUUUUUUUUUUCUGGAAGUUUGAAUUUGUGCGGCUGGUGGUUGUUUUGAAAUUCGAGAAUCUAUUGUUACGCGUUAAUUUUCAUAAUCUAUUUUUAAAUGAUUUUGUUUAUCGAUUAACAAUUUACUAAAAUUCAAAUUUUCAUCAAGCCAAGAAUAUCUGAGAUUCUGUUCGUUUUAAUUUUUUCUAAUUUUUUGAGAUUGAAAAUUUAAAAAAAAAAAUUGUAUUAUUGAAAAAUCUAUUUUUCACGUGCCGGCCACGAAAUUUUUAAAAAUAUAUUCAUUUCUGAUUUUUUCUAACGUGAGGAUAGAUAGCUAGAAAUUAGAAUGGCUGAACAAUUUUGGGUUAGUUUCUCUCGAUUCCAGAUCUUGAUUAUGUUAGAUUUUUGAGCAAAAAAUCUAGAAAAAUUCGUAUAAAAUUCAGAAUUAGAAAUUCAAAAGUAUAUGAAAAAUAUUUUUUCAUAAGAUUUUGUUCUCGAAAUUAAGGAAAAAAAUUGUUAGUUUCCGAAGCUUACUGUAACUAAUUAAAAAAAACCUAUCCAAGUUUUUGGCGAGUUAGUGUAAGUCAGAGGCAAUUUCCGAAAAAGUCCCAUGAUUUCCUCAUUUGGGGUGUUGAUUAAUUCAAAGUUUUUUGAAGUUUUAUUAGAAUAAUUUGGGGUUUUCUUCAUUUUUAUUAAUUAUUUGAACUACUAGAAAAUGUGUAAUUUGAUCCGAUGCCCUUAAGCCAGCGUCAUUCAUUCAUUCAAUUUUCAGGUAGCACUGGGGCGACAGCCGAUUCGAGUGGUUCACCAAUGCGCAGUCUCAAACGAGACGCGCGAGCCGCAUCUUCCCGCCGAAAUUCGAAUCGACAACCAGUGCCCGAAGACACUGAAUUGGAUGUGAGUCGUCGACCAUCCACUCAUUUUGUGUUAGAUCUUCCAGUCGUCUCAACACGAUGUGAGUUAUUUUUGGAGGGGCAGAGAAAAAUUAUGAUGUUUUCUAUGUGGAUAUUUCAAAUAAUCCGCUAAUCCGCUGAUAUUUUCUGCAGAUGAUUUUGUGUGUUGUUGAUGAUAUAUUUAGGGAUGCUUUAACAAGUUAGCCUAUCUCAUUUAUCUUUGUUGGAAAAAGAAGGUUCUGAAUAUUAUAUCAUUUACAGUAUUUUUGUUUAAAAACAACUAAUCCGAUUAUCAAUGAUGGGAUUAUCUAAAUAACUCUCAUAGAAAAAAAUUAUGGAUUUGAAAAGGACCAGAGAUUGCUCAUGUUAUUAAAUAUUAACAAGUUGAAAGUGUUUGAACUUUUCGCAGAAUUUCAUUGGAUGUUUGAUCGAAAAACGUUUUUCCAGCAGAAUGAAAGAAAAAUAAAAGAAAAACAUGUUAAAAUUAGAAAUGCAUUGGAUAUCGUAAGAAAAAUGAGCAAAUAUUUUAGGUCUCUUAAGAAUUUUGAGAAAAAUAGGGAUUAAUUAGAGGUCCAGAUAUUCUUCAUUUCAUUUUUUUCCUCUCGCCGGCACAGCCCAAUCCAGUCAGUCUCUCAUUUUUAUUUCUAUUUCUAUUUUUCGAGCUGGCAGAGCUGAAUAGGAGUUCAUUAGGAUAAAGUCAGAAGAUAUAGAGGAAAAGGCGAUUGAGGCAAAAAAAAGGGAAUACAAUUUUUAUGAUGGAAAAAUUUGGAAGAGGGAUUUUGAAGGCAGAAUUGAAGCCAAGUAUGACAAAAAAGAUUAGGAAAUAUUAAAAUUUUGGAAGAGUUUCGUUUUUGGAUUUUUUUUGCUGGAAAGAUUUAUUCUUAUCGAUAAUCUUUUUGACCAGCUUUGUUGAUUCCUGAAAAGAAUUAUGACGUGGCGCAGUUUAAUUGAUAACCUGAAAAAAUUGGAAUGAAUUUUUUAAACAGAAAAUGGCUUGAGAAAUGUUGGGACCAAGAAUUGCAAACGUGCUCUACCGAACAAACUCACUUUCGGAGAACAGUUUGAAUUUUGUUCUGAUUUUUGUAAUAGGCUGAAAAAUUCUGUUUUUCGGGCACGUUUGUUAUUUCUAGUCCUCCAAAAAUCACAAAUUUUGACAAAAAUUCAAUUUAACAUCGUCACGUCAUAAUAAACUAUUCCAAAUUUAACUAAUUUUUGAGAAAGUGUCAACUGGGAUUCCCUUAGGAUUUUGAACAUAACAAUCAAAUUUUUCUCAAAAAAAAAUCAUAAAUUCAAAUUUUUCAAUCUUCUUGAUCUUUGUUAUGUUUGAAAAUAUUCAAGACUUUUAUUCUAAUUAGAAAAUCAGAGAUACUCAGCAUUUUCUGAAAAUUUUCUUUGAAUUUAGUUUGGUUUUUGCUCUGCUCUGUUCAUUUUUUGCUCAUUCUUGCUUAAUGAGCCAUAUUUUUACAAUUGGACCACCCAUUAAGUUUUCGUGGUUUUUUUCCAAACAUCAAAUAUCUAAUAUUUUCCGCGCUCCUCACAAAAAAUGUCAAAAAAUAUGUUAUGUAAAUUUGAUUUGUGUCACCUCAACUCCUCGAAAAAUCCUUUUUUUUUUGCCAUUUUUACUCACUCGGCUCCUUUUUUGUUCCAUAAAUAUUUUUAGGAGCGAACGAGAAUGCUGCUCAUUUUCUCUAGAAAAUAGAUGAAAUGUCACUUAAAGACAAAUUGGAUCAUUUUGAGUGUGUGCCUUUUUUGGGGCGUGGAGCUGUUAGUGCAAAAAAGGAAGUGGAUACCUUUUUUGUUUUAUUGUUUCUUGCAGUUUCUUUUUUGUCUCAAGCUUGCCAUGUUUUUUUUGUUGAGUAUAUCAUGUUACAUGGGUUUUUUAUUACAAGAAAUAAUGAUUGAGGAUUUUUUUCUGGAUUUUCAGUAAGCGUAUUUUAUUUUGGAAUAAGUACUAAAAGUUUCGACCAUUUUUUUGGAAAUUCUGAAAAUUCCAGAAUUUCAUUUCAAAUUUACAUUUAAUGCUAUAAUUUUGAAUUCCCACAAAAAUUUCUGGUAAAAAAAAUUUUGAUAACUAUUCCAGAGCAAAAGCUCUAGGUAAUUUUGAAGAACAUAUUAAGAUCUUGAAGUAUACGGUAGUACGUGGUUCCAAAAUAGAAAAAUUGUACUUAUAAAAUUUGAUUCUGAACUUUAAACAUCAUAGGAUUUUCCUAAUCAAUAUAUCCGAGCCUAGAAAGCCUAGUUUUCAAAUAGCUGAGCCUAGAGAACCUUAUUGUCUAGGACACACGUCUAGAGAUCUCUACUGGAAAGCAGCCACAAUUUGAUAACAACUCUGGGUAGUUUCGGUGCCUUGAGAUGUUCUAUGGCAAAUCGCCAAUUCUAGUUGUCAAGUCCAGUUGUCAAGGACCUACGCCUAGAGAUCCUAUUUUUCAAGAAGGCCUAGAAAUACAAAAAAAUUAAGUUUGGGUUUUUUUUCACUCACAAUUCUGCUUCGAAAUGUUAUUAUAUCUGAAGAAAAAAGUUUUUUUUCCAAAAAACAAAAGAAAACUAAAAUCUGUGAUUUUUGGCCGUCGAAUCGACAUCAAAAUUAGGAAUUUCCUUUUUUCUCCAAUUGACAGGAUGCAAUUUAUCUUAUUUCUCCGAAAUUUCAAUGCACUUUUUCAUCUGCUUUUUUCUUCAAGUCAUUCAAAUCUCUCUCGAGAAAACUCUUCAAUUUUUUGCUAUUCAAAAGUUUCACCCAAAAAACUUUUUACCCAAAAAAAUCAAUGUUUUCCACGAAUAUAAUCCAGAAAAACAAGUAACAUUUUUGUGUCUUUUCUUUUUCAUUUUUUUUUGGGAAUUUUUUUGCUCGAAAAAUAUUGUUCCUUUUUUCUUCUUCAUAAUUGAACAAAUUCAAAAUCUCUGAACUUAGGAUAAAUCAACAUCUCCUCUUCAUCAACAAACACAUAAUCAUUUAGCAGAAAGAAAAUGUCAAAUUCAAUGUUGACAAGCUCUCUUUUUAUAGUGCGAAAAUUGUCGGAGGCCUUUUUCAAUGCUCAAAAUGGUGACAAAGUUGGUGAGUUUUUUUUGGGAUGGGUGGAUUUGAACGGGGGGGGGGGACAUUUUGUCAAAUGGGGCCACAAUUGAAGCAGUAAGUUUAUUUUGGGCUUUGAAAUAUCUCAAUUAAAAAUAUUAAAAUUAUUCUAAAAAGUCUGCGCGGGCGGGUUUCGAAAAUGCCUACAAAAACAAUUAUUUUCAUGAAAAGAAUCGAAUUUCACUCGAAAAUAUUAUGUGUGUUUUCUCUGUGUUUUUUUUGGCAUUCUCCCAUUUUUUCGCCCAUUUUCUAGUCUUCCAGCAGUUUUUGGUCGAUUUUUUACUCUUGGGACGAGGAUUUUCUUUUCACUGUGCAUAUCCAUACAUAUAAUCGAAUUUCGAAUUUUCCUUCCCCUUUUUUUCGGAUUUUUCUGGUUGGAUUUACGUAGGUUCGUAGGUUUGUAGUAGAUACAAAUGUUCGUUUGACGCAAAUGGAAAGUUUUUGUCAGUCUUGAGAUUUUUCUGAAAUAUUCUGUUAGAUUUUUCGGACCUGAAGUUUUGAAAUUCUCUAUUGGAAUAUAAUUUUUCUUUUGAACUCUUUCACCUAAAAAAUUUCGAAAAUAAGAUUCUAAAAUGCGUUUUGCUCCAAAUUGUUUUGAUUUAGGAUUGUGAUGAAUGACAAUUAGGCUUAGGCUUUUGCAAGAGUUUGGGUUCAGGCUUUCAACAUUUUUCUGCACCAAUUUAAUUUUGAAAAACAUUUCAGAAGUUUGUGAAUUUUCAAAUUUCUUUUUUCUGAACAAAGUUUCAAUUUUCACUUUUUCGAAAUUUCAAAAAGAAUUGUUUGUCAAAAAAAAGUUUUUGUUUUUGUUGAAAAAUUUACUUUUUUUUCGCAAAAUGUUCUAAUUUCUAUUUGGUUAGUUUCGAAUUUCGAAAUUUAAAUUUUAAAUCAAAUCAAAUUUCGAUGUAGUUUGGCCUCAAAAUAAUUCAAAUUCUACCGUAUCCCGCGAACAUCAAUAAAUAAAACAAUUUUUCGUGAAUCACGAGAUGGCCAUAAAUUUUGUGAAAAUCGAUCAAACGAGCCAAUUUCCUUCUUUUUUUUCAAUUCUCCUUUUCCCCCAUAAAAAUCUUCCAAUAAUAAAAAAUGUGAACAAAUCUUCCAUUUUUUCUUUUUUUUUUGUGAGAAUUUUUGUUCGCGAGAAAAGAAGAAAAAGAAAACUAAUUUCCAGAAUAUUUCCAGAAUCCUUUUUCCUCGUUUUUUUUGUUAUUUUUGUCAAGUUUCCGGAAAUUGCCAUUUUCUCGCAUCGUUGGGCGUUUUUGGUCGUCAUGGAAAAAGAAAUACAUUUUGUUGAAAUUUCUCGAAUUUCACAGAUACAUUUUCAGAAUAGUAGCAAGCACUUUUCCCCUUUUUUGCUUCAUUUUUUGAAUACUUGUUUUUUUUCUUUUGAGAGAACCAAGCAAUUUUUCAGCAAAUUUAUUCAAAGUUUCUGGAUUUCUGUUUUUUUUUUUUUGAAAAACAUGGGAUCACUUGAAAAAGGUCAAAUCAAAAUCGGACCACCAAACAGAAAUCGGGCAAAUUCUGUUUUUAGUCUGUAUAGCUUAGCCUAAGUCUGAAACUAAGCCUAUAGCUAAGCCUUAGCCUUUCUGAAAUUCAAAUCAGUAACUCUCUUGGUGAUUUUCAUAAUCAAUACAUUUAUUUUAAGCGAAAAAAGUUAUUUGAUUUUGAAGUUCAAAUAAAAAUUUUAAUUUUUCAAAUCAGGAUCGAUUCAAAUUUACUUCUCGAGCACUUUUCAUUUUUUUUCCUCUAUUUUUUUGAAUACUUUUUUCUCUCUUUCUGAAAAAAGCAGAAAAAUAUUAGUUCCGGAUUUUUUGGCAUCCAUUAAAAAUGCACUUUCUUCUUCUUCUUCUUUUUUAUUUUACCUUUUUUCAAGAACACGUCAAUUUUUUCUUGCGAAAAAAAGAAGCUCUAAAAAAUUGUAGUUUUUUUUUCUCGAUUGAGUAGCUUCAUUUUUCUCUCUGUCGACAAAUGUAACUAGAUUUAUUAGAACUCGGAAAAAUCAAGUUUUGAGGAGGGAGGAAAAACGAGAAAAAUGAUACUGAACUUUUUUUGCUCGGAGAUUUUUGAACAUUUAAUAACGUCAUCAUUUAUUAUUAAAAUUUUUCGGAUUUUUUUUUCGUUUUGAGGUAGUGUGAUGAUGAAAAAUCGCCGUGAGAGUCAUCAAUUUUAUUUUUUGAAAAGGUCGAUUUUCGGUCUCGUGUUUUUUUUGGGGAUGUCGAAAAUUCUCGAUUUUUUUAGCUCGAAGACAGCUCUGGUAAUUUCAAUUCUGAUUUCUUAAUCAGAAAGUUUUGAGAAGAAAUAAUGCCUUUUGAAUAGAAUAUUCAUCCUUAAUUUCAGUUUUCUAAAUUUCUGGAGAACUUUUUUCAAAUUCGUGAAAUCUUUUAAUUAAAAAUGAUUAGUCAGAAAUAUUCUCAGGAAUCCUGAAUCCGAGUGAUAAGAUUCUGAAACCCACAAAUUCAAAAAGUGAUCAUCUUGGUCCAAUUCAAAUAUCCUUUCUGAAUUUUUACAUUUCAGAAUCCUGUUUCACUGAAAUUUGGUCAACCUGAUUUAUUUUACGCAUCCUGAAAAUCUAUUCGAUUUUGGAGAAGUUCCUUUGAUUCAAACAUUACCUUGAUUUUACGGAUUUGAAAAAUUUUGAUAAUAUUUUACCAAAAUUUUGGCAUUUUCCAAAAAGUACCGUACCCCAAAAACGAAGACUUGUCUCAAAAAUUGUCUCAUUUCAUCCAUCAAAUUAUGUUUUACUUAAAUUCAGUUAACCUUUUCUUCUUCGUUUUUUUUGUCUUUUUUCUGUGUCUCAAAUUAUAACCUUCGGCCCAUUUUCUUCUUCUUCUUCUUCGCAUUUUCCCGUUUUUUUCUCGAAUAAUUAGUUUGUCAAGAAAGAAAAAGGCGAGUAGGAGGAGGAGGCAACAAGUAGCGAAGAAGAAGAAGCCACUUUUCACUUUUUACUCUACUCUCACAACUUUUUUUUGCCGUUGCUCUUCUUACACAUUCUUCUGUUGUUUUUCCUACAGGAUAUUUCCUUCCGAAUGCCAAAGAAGACAUGUAUUUUUACAAGGGGGAACGUGAGUUUCUUUUUUUUUUUUUUGAAAAAAAAACAUAACUUUUGUUUGUUAUUUUUUUGAAUGAAUGGGGAGCAAAAAUAUAUAUGAGAUGUUUUGGUUGAAAUUCUGAAGGGAAGGGAAGGUUUUCAGUUUUUCACCUGAACCGUGAAGUUUUCUGAUUGGCAACAUUUUUUGUUCAAAAAAAAUGCUAUAAAAGAAAGUUUUUUGUCAACUCUAUUUUUAGCAACGUUCUCACAUUUUUUAGGACUCGACCGAUUUUGAGAAAUUUUGCGUAGGAACAAUUUUUUUGAAGCCCAGAUUUUCUGGCCCAAAAAAUCCCAUUUUUUAGAAGUUUUUUUUGAGAAUAAAACUGAUCUAUGAGGCAAAUUCAGAAGGAUUUUUAAAAUUUUCAAAAAAAAACAUCCUAAUUCAAUCUCUAAAAUUAGGUUUGAAUAAUUUUUGAUCUAGUUUAGGUUUUGAAGCCCAGAUUCUGAAAUUCUGAGCCUAAUUUCAGGAUUUUUUGAGAACGAAAUGACCUAUGCAAUUUUAGAAAAUAAAUCCUAAAAUUCAAUCAGUACAAUUAGGUUCUACUAAAUUUUCAGGCUUUACCAGAAUUAAAGAAAUUUGAAAUUCACGUGGAUCCUGAUUUUUAGAAUUUGAUUUUUAGAGUUGCAGAACCAGAAGUUUUUUUUUUUUUUUUGAAAAUUCUGGAAAGCCUUUUGAAAUUUUUACCUGAUUUUUUUGGUCAUAUGAGCUUAAUUUGGAGUAUUUUUUCAAUUUUCGAAAUUUUAGUUCUUGUUUUUCGAAAGAUUAAACAUAGGUAAAAAUAUCUAGUUUUCCCAAGUUUUUUUUUUGAAAAUUAACAUUUUUUGCGUGAAAUUUUCACACGCUUGAUUUUCAUUUUUCAAAUUUUGUUUCAACAUAAAAAAUCACAGUCUUUUUUUCUCGUAUUUCUUUUUUUCUUUUCAGAAAACCCUAGAAUUAAAUGAUGUUUUGUGAUGAAACACGUUUGUCUUCAGUGUUCAAACAUGCAAUUUUCACACAAAAAUUCUUCUUUUUUUCAUCCAAAAUUCAUAUGGAAUUUUUAUUUUCAUUCUUUCAGUCUGUCUUCUCACAAAAGUCACUCAACCAAAAAUAUGUUUUUUCUUUUGUUUUUCUUUUUUUCCAUAGAUUUUUUCUAUGAAUUGAACUUUCAUUUGUUUUUACUCAAAAAUGCAUAGAAUAUUACUCAUUUUUAGGGCUAAGCUCUCAAAAGCCAUGUCAAUUUCAAUCAGUACCUUUUUGCUUCUCGCGGCAAAUAAAAAAUAACAUUAAUAUUCUGCGCGAUCCCCUCCCCGUUUGCUCCAUUCUUUUCCCGACAUUUUUCCUAUGUCAAAUCAAUUUUUGUGCUAUUUUCCGCCCAAGAAUUCUGGUAAGAUUUUCUCCGUUUUUCCAAAAAAAAUACCAAGAUGAUUCGCACAUAAAUUUGCAUAUUUUGAUGAUUCGAGAAUUUUUGGGCUCACUUGCUAUUUUUGCUACAGAAUUUUUUUGUUUUUGAAAGUGAGAUUCAGGAAAAUGUCUAUUUUGAGACAGAAUCUGAACUUUGGAAAAUCGUAGACAUUUUUUGUAUUUGUUGUUUUUGCAAAAGACAUUUUUUGAAGUUCUGAGAAUGUUGAGACAAUUUUAGAGAAAUAUUCCAAAAAAUUUUGUGGAUAAAAGUUUUUUUUUGAAUAUUCCAGUGAACUCCAUUAUGAAUUUUGACCCGAAAAAUCCACGUGUACAAAAAAAUAAGCUUUUUGAGUUGAUCUGUUCAAAAAAACAGGAACUUGUUAUCUUUCCCCUUCCCUACAUGCAAAAAUUGUUUUAAUUGGCUUUUUUAUCUACUUUUUCCCCGCCGAUAAAAAAAUAUUUUUUGAUUUGGAGUUAUUUUUAGUACAUGUGACUUUUUUUUAUAUUUCAAAAAAAAAAAAUAAAUAGAAAAAGAACCCUCAUUUGUAACAUUCUUCUCCUUUUUUAAGAGCUAAUCCUUUUUUUGCUCAUUUUCUAACAAUCUGCGUCUCGAUUUAUCCUCAAACACUUGAGCUUCUCGUUUUUUUCUGUUGAAGCAAAAAAAAGAAAUGAGAAAAAUUACACCGUAUACGGAUUUUCGAGAUUGCUCAAUUAUUCAGCUCCAAAAAAAUUGCAAAAAAAGUUCAGGAACUCACCGGAAAAAAAUAUAGAAAAAGAAAAACAAAAAUAAAUCUUCGUUCACACGUAUUCACUCUUUCACUCCCCUUAUUUUCCCUAUUUUUUGUUCCAAUUUCCAAAAAAAAAUUUUGCCUGCAGAAAUGCAUGAAAAAAACAACAAAACAAAACAAAAACAAAGGGACGAUUUCAAUUAUAUUUUUCAUUCUAGAUAGAUAUAAUUCGUUUUUUUUCUUUGCGCGCUGCUAGAAACCAACCAAUUUCUGGUUUUGACAUGAAUUUGAGCCCAAACAACAUAAUAAACAUAAAACUUGUUGUCUUGUUUCACAUGAAAAGAAAGACUACAAUUUUUCGGUAGUUUUGGGCGUGCUUUUUUCGUGUGAUUAGAAAAAAACUUUUUUAUCGGGAGUACAAAGAUUGUGAGCAGUUUUCCAUUUUUUUUGGAUUAUCUUUCGGAAUUUUCCUAUAUUUUAAGUUCAACUGUGGCUUUGCCAAUAGAGCUUUCUAGGCAUUGCACCUUGACAUUCAGACUCUCUAGGCUCGGCUACUUGACAACAAGGCUUUCUAGGAUUGGCUGUUUGACAGAGGCGUGGUACCUACCCUCAGUGGUUCUCAAGGUUCAGCUCCUUUUGAGAGUAUUAUUCUAGACGUGGAGACUUGACAAUGAAUUUAUCUAGGCUCAGCUAUUUGACAAGCAAAUUUUCUAGAAUUGGCUGUUGACCCAUCUUGAAAUUUAGAAACAGUAAAAAUUUUGAAACUUAUGAAAUUCUAAGAUUUGUUGGAUUCAAGAUCAUAUUUAUUUCGAAUCUAAAAAUUUCUCAGAUUUUCAAAGAUUUCAAAUCGAUCGUUUUCUCUUUCAAAUUCAUGUGACGUUUCCAUAAUUUUUCAGGAAACGUUAAUUUUUUAUUUGAUUGUUUGAUCUUUUCCCGUUUUGUGCGGUUUGCAGAAUGUUCUCCUCAUCUCAUUCAUAAAUUUCUUUUUUUUUUCAAAUUCCGAUUGAAAUAAAAAUUAUGACGUUUUUUCUACAGUAAUUUUCUGAAAAUCUUGUGUUUUCUGAUCCGACCGAUUUCUGAUUAUUUAGCACUUUUAUUUCAUUUUGAAAAUCUACAAGGAAUUUUAAAUCUGAGAUCACGAAUUGAAAUUUUAAAAGUUUUUUAAAGAAGAUUUCUGAUACCAGUAUAUAAAGAAUUUAUAUGUUUUAACAAAUACAGUAAAUCAAAUUUACUAAAAGUUCCAAGAUCUCUAUAGAUCACGUGCUAAAAUGUUCACCAAAAAUGUGCCAGUUAUUUUCUGAUCUCUGCUUGAAUUAAGCCUAAUUUAUUUCAUCAUUACCAAAAUCAUCUUUGAUUAGAAAAACAAAAAUGUUUGAUCCGGAAACCCCUCGAAAUUCGCAUCAUCAUCAUUGUUUUUUUUUUCUCACACACAGGGCUGAAUUAUUUGGGCUAGAAUUUCUCUACGUCUCCUCUCACCAUAUAUAAGCAAAAAAAUCGAUGAGUUUUAAGCAGUUGGCUCAUUUUCUUUUUCUCUUUCGCUAUUUUCUCGUUGCCUGGGUUUGUCCGCUAAACGCGAAGAAAAAAAAAGAAAAAAAACAACAAUCGUGAUUAUUACUAGUAUCCGCCAAUCUGCUACUUACUUACUAUUUAUAACAUAUCAUUAAAUAUGUUGCCAUUAUCGCGUAAAACUACGCCAUCUCCGUCGAUUGCGACAAGCACUUCAACAUCCAGCACUUUUUCGAAUCUUAUUAAUAAUAAUAAUAAUACUUCGUCGAACUCGGUUUCUCAAAUCAGUGCAAAUGCGAGAAAAAUACCGCCAAAAAUUGGGCUCUUAAGACAUCUUUCCGGGUUUCUUGAGUCGAAGAAAGGUUUGUUUGGGAGAUUCAGAAGGUUCUGAAAAUUGUAGAUCAGAGAACUAUAGAUGUUGUCAUUUGAAAAUGUAUCAGAGAUCAUGCACUUCGUAAUUCGUCUCCUGUCUGUUAAGAAAGCUCCAGCCAACAGUUUUUUUGAAAAAAAAUUCAGAACUGUAACUUUUUUUAUCUGAAAAUAUUUAUGGGACAAAACAUAUUAUAAGGUUUUUUUUUCGAAAGUUACUGUAUUCUCAAUACACUUUUUUGUUCCGAUUUUUGGAACUCUAAGUCCAUCUCAUGUGUAGCUCCCAAAAAAGUUCCUCCUAAUCAAAUUCCUUCUGACGUCACAGUCCAAAUAAAACCAUUAUUUUUUCAAGUGUUCCCCCCUUUUUUUUAAAUAAAAUAAAUUGGGUUUUUUUUUCAGAUCUGAUGAAUGAUUGGGAAAUUGGAGGAACACAAAAUAAAUGGGUUUGUCCAAGUGAUCGACAUUUGCAUUUGAGAGCACAGUGAGUUCAGAUUCCCCCUGGGUCCUCACAAUCAGAUCAAAAUUGAAUUCCAGGCUGAAAUCGGGAUGGUCGGUUCGAACAGCGACUGCUCGAUCGCCGACAAAUUCCAAAGGUCAAAAUGGCGGAACGAUAACGGAAGCUGAACAAGAGCAUAUAAGGCAGGUGUUGGCGAAAGCAGAGGAGAGCAAGAAUAAAGAGCAGCAACGUAUUGGGUUGGUUUUUUUUUGUUUCGGGAAAAUUUGAGGGACGAAAUGUUUAAAAUUUAUGAGAAUAUUAGAUGAAUUUAUUCAUGUUGUUCGCGUGACCGCGUGGUCUAGUUGGUUAGAGAUUACUCAGAGAAAAGGUGGUCCAUGGGCAGCCCCUUGGAGUGCCCCGAGGGCUGGUCCUAAGGGCAACACUAGUGCAUUCAAGGGGCGGCCUAGGGGCAAUUAAGAAAAACUAGGGUAUGACGUUUUUAAAUUUUAAAAAUUUUGACGUGGAAAAAAUCAUUUCUGUUUUAAUUUUUAAUUUUCGCCAUGGCAAAAUUCAAAAAAAAUCUUGCGCCAGGAAAUCUUCGGAAAUCUAGUUUAUCUAUUUGACCAAAAUUGAUCGAAAUCAAAACAUAUUUCAAAGAGAAGCUUUUAUUUAAAAAAAAAAUGAAGCUUCUCAGAAUUCUCAUGCAUAGUUUUCGGAAUUUCGGCCCUGCUAUACAUUCCCGAAAUAACAGUCGGAACAUCGAAUAAUACUUUUCUAAUGAGCACAUUCUCUGACUUCUGCAAUUUCGCACUUGGACAGCGUGAGAUGACACAAUUUUCCAAAAUCACAAAUAUUCCAAAUAGUAUAAAUUCUCAUAAUAUAAAUUCCUUGAUUUCCUGUUCCUGCUUUUCACUUUGAAAUGUUUUGAGACUUGUAGCAUACACAGGGUGUAAUUUACUACCUCAAAUCGUUAGACCUCAAAUUUUUCAUUAGUUUUUGGGUAGAUCAAGAAUCAUUUUUCUCUAAAUCUCUCGUUUUUGCGUCGAAUUUCGUCGAUUUUAGUCCCACCCCUAAGAUCGUGUCAGGUCUCAAAAAAUGCGCGAAAUUUUUCGGGUAGUAAAUUACACUCUGUGGCAUAUAAAAUAUAAUAAAUCGGAAUUGAGUUCCCCACUAUUUUCUUGAAUACCCAAAUAAGUGAAAUGAAAGAAAUUUAUUAUUUUUUGUGAUCGAAAACGUAACUAGGUCACAAAACUAGGUCACGUGCUCAAAAAAUACCCUUCAAAUUAUUUUUCCCAUUAGAAAAUUUGCCCUUCGUGCUGGUCCGAAGGGCAACACCCCGAAAAUAGGGGUAAACCAAAUUCCUACGGGCAGCCCGGGGGCAAAAUUUUCUCUGAGAUAGGUUUGGGAUUUUGAGGUCCGAAGUUCGUUUCCUGGUGGGUGUUCUGAGAUUUAAAAAUUUCAUAGAAAAAAUUUAAAUGUUGAAAAAUUAUAACCUGAAGUGUUUUUUUAUAUGUAGACCUCGUGAGAUAAAAAAUAUAGAAUUGAAAAAAAUCUUCAAUUGGAUACUUCAGAAUCCUUGCUGAAUUCCAAAAUUCACCCUUCAGAAGUCUAAAACAACCAAGUUCUCAUUUUCCGAAAAUUCCAGAAAAAUGGUGGAUCGUCUCGAAAAAAUGCGUCGUCGCGCGACUGGCAACGGCGUCACUCACUGCCUUUUGUGCCACACCGAAUUCGGACUUCUCGCCUCGAAAAGCUACGCAGCAAUGUGUGUGGAUUGUCGAAAAUAUGUGUGUCAACGAAAUUGCGGCGUCGAAACGCAAGAUCCGCAACGUGGCGAAACCGUCUUCCUGUGCAAAAUAUGCUCGGAAGCUCGCGAGGUGGUUAGUGUUUUCCCAGCCGCUGAGGGGGGAUCUCUACACUUCUUUUUGUCCGUGUCUCGAGAAAAUAUGUCCAUGUCUUUUUGAUUUUUCGAUUUCAAAAAAAGCUUCAAAUGCUUUUCUGUCCUUUUUUGGGGUGGUACAUGUUUAGGAGGAGGAUUGAUUUGAGAAUUUGGAGGGAUUUUCAGAAUUGGUUUUUUUUUGGAAUUUCGGAAUUACGAAUGAAACGUUCAAAGUUCAGAUUUCCACUCUCGGAAAAAUUUAGAGGUUCCAUGGUUCUCAUAUUUAUGAUUUCAAGAAACAAUAAAUUCCAAAAAUACGAUUCUGACCAGCCCUACCCUCAAAACUGCAUCAAAAGUAAUUGUGUCCUUUUCCAGCUUUGGAAAAAAUCGGGUGCCUGGUUCUACAAAGAAAUGCCAGAUUUCCAAAGACCCGAUGCCGCAUUCAUGAACGGCUCAGCCAAUCCCACACUUCCACCGUUAGCUGCUGCCACGUCAUCAGCAAUUCCAACAACAUCAACUUCACCAUCUCCACGUCAACCAACGUGGGCGAUUCAGAGUAACGGAACAUCAGCUACGAAUUCGCCGAUUCCAAAUGGUCGCAGAAUGACUAAUGAAGUUCCAAGGUUUGUAAAUGGUUUUGUUAUUUUUGCUUUGAAGUUCAGUUUACCCUGGGAUUCUUUAUUAUUUGUUGCUUAUUUUUUUAUUUUGCAGUACGAGUCGUGCGAGUAUUUGUUCAAUGCUUCAGGCUGUUGAUCCUCAUGAAAGGUGCUUAUUUAUUAUUUUUUCUCUUCCAAAAUAGAAUUUUCAUAAACUUGUCUAUUUUUAGAUCCAAAUCUCCUCGCCCCCGAAUUCAGCCGAGUUGGGUGAACGAAAAAGUGAUGAGCAGUAUGUCAGUGGAUGAUGAAGAUCGAGCUGGAAGUUCGUCGGAUGGUGAAGGUGGAUUCGCACAAUCGGGAAUUGUUCGAAAACAACAACAUCAUCAUCACAAAUUGCCGCAAAAUUCGGCGAGAAGAGAGGCGAAUUUGGCGAGAUUUGCGUUGAAUGCGGCCAGGAUUUAUGAUAGUGGUGAGUGAGAAGGGGUCUGUGGUUUUAUUGAAAUAAUUUUGUUUUGAAAACGGUGUGGCACGUUCAAAAUUAGAUCCUACUGAAAUUUUUGAAACUAUCCAGAAAAGGUUCUGAUCAAAGUAUACCCCAUUUUCCGAAUCAGAAAAAAACAUCAAUGGCCCUUCGAUCAUAUUUUGAGUCCGAUUCCAAGCCAAUCUAAGACCAAGAGUGCUAACUCGAACAAAAUUUUUGGAACAAAAAACCUUCCUAGAUGCCAGUUUCAAAAAAAAACCAAUUUCAUUCCAGAAGAUGAUUCUUCGCCAGAAUCCCGUGCUUCCUCAACAUCUCCACGUCAUUCUCUUGCCACACCAUGUUCAUAUGAUGCAACUGUAACUCAACACGAUGAUGCUAGAAGUAUUGACAGUGGAGGUAACAGUUAGUUUUACAUCUUUCCGGCUAACAUAAUUUCGGGCGACUAUUUCUUUUUCUAAUGGGAACCCUCUGGUGUUUUUCAGUUGUUCAAUCGGAUCAUUCGAAUCCACAACAAGGAGGGAAUCUGACACUUUCAUCAUCAUCUUUGAAUCCGGGAAAUGCGUCGAAUACCCAAGAAUCACCUAGAAGAAUAUCGAAUCCGGAUAGUGUUACUUCGCGAAGAUCAGUUGCGCAAAGCGCAUCUGGAACUUCUCUUGUCACACCGAAUCGUUCAAGCCCGGAUAAUAGAACAUCGAGUCCAAUGGAACAUAAAUCGAGUACAGCAAGUAGUUCAGCUGGUUCAUCGGGAAAAGUUGGAACAACAAUUCCAGCAAAUCCGAUUGUUAACCACGCUUUGAAUGAUAGACGAAGUGCUUCUGGCACAGGAUUACAUCGAUCUGAUUCACCAAUGGCUGCAUUCAUGAGUUCUCCAGAUUCUGAAGAUUCCAGUAAGUUCUUAGCUUAAUUUUGGGGGCUACGGUAAAUAUAUUGCGGUGAUAAUUCCGUGUGCUUGGAUUUUUGCUUACAUGUUGUAGAAAUAUUAUUUGAUUUUUUUUUCUAGAAUCCAACAUUGAUUAGCAAAAUUCUAAAAAUCUCGAUUAACCAUUAGUAGCCCUAAUUAAAACUCGAAAAACAAACAGAGCGAAAUCGUCGACGUGAUGGUGUUCCACGUAUAAAUUCCCUUCAAUAUCGGCAAUCUUUGGAUGAAACAACAGCAACAUCUCAACCAUCACAUUCUUCACUUCCACCUUCUAGACUCGGAAAUAGUUCAUCGACAACAACACUUCAGGCAACAAAAGAAGAAGAUCAACAAAAAACGCCAACAAUUCAACGAAGAGAAAAAUCGAUUGAUACUCAACCAAUAUUGAUUGAAAAUGAGGAUGAUGAAGGAUCACAAGUUGGCUCGGGAAUCACUGAGAAUUCGAACUCGCAAAAAUAUAAACCCGGUAUGAGAUCACGAAAUCGAAGACUAUUUGCAUGCUUCAAUUUGUCACGUUUUUUUAAGUCGCAUGGUUGGUGUUGUGAAUUUGGCGUUUUGUGGUUUUGGGGCACUUUCUUUUUUUUCUUUCAAUCACAUUUUGCAUGUGAACUUUUAUCUUCACUGAACUUUCGGAGGUUGGAACUUUCUAAAAUCUGGAUACUGACCAAGAUUAAUCUAUAUUGACAAUUCGGUUCCAAAAACAUAAAAAAAACAAAAAAAAAUGAAAAGCUUCUGUCCAAAAUUCCGAGAAAAUCAGAACAAAUUACAGGCACAUGAGUACUGUAAAACCUGCAGAUCUAACUCGAACUUUUGAGAAGUAAGACAUGGACGAGUUAGAUACGCAGGUGGUACGGGUUUUGCAGUGUGUUCUUUUGAUCUGGCUAUCCCAAGUUUUUGGACAGAAAUUUUCAGAUUUUUCCCAUCAUUUUUUCAUUUUUGUACAUUAUUCCGAAAAAUUUCGAGUUUUAGAGUUUACCCUACUUCUCUUGGAACCUAGUCAGUUAGCCAGGGUUUUUUUUUUAGAAAGAUCGGACCUCCUUUUCCACUCAUUGUCAACCAAAUCUCAUCAAAAUUCUUCUAGGUACACUCGGAUCAAUCCAAUUCAACCUAAACUACGAAGUAUCGGAGAAAAAAUUGACAAUAACCCUCCUCCGCGCCAAAAAUCUCAAAGCCAUGGACAGCAAUGGAUUUUCUGAUCCCUAUGUCAAACUCCAUCUGAUUCCCGGCAAUGCAAAAGCCACCAAAUUGACAUCGAAAACCAUUGAGAAAACAUUGAAUCCAGAAUGGAAUGAGGAAAUGGUUUAUUGGGGAGUGACUGAGGAAGAUAAGGAGAAAAAGACAUUGUGAGUCAAGUUUCAGAAUUUAUUCAAUUUAUAAUGUUUUUUUUUAUUCCAGGAGAAUCACGGUUUUGGAUCGUGAUCGAAUCGGCUCCGAUUUCCUUGGCGAAACUCGCAUUGCUCUUCGAAAACUUCCAAAUAGCGGAGUCAAAAAAUACAAUUUGUAUUUGGAGCAAGCAAUUCCAGUUCCUCCUCAAACAAAAGAGGAGGAAAAUGGGGAACGAGGGAAAAUCCAUGUUGGAUUACAGUAUAAUAUUCAACAAGGUUCAUUAUUCAUUAAUAUCAAUCGAUGUGUUGAACUUGUUGGAAUGGAUUCAACUGGAUUUUCCGAUCCAUAUUGCAAAGUUUCGCUAACUCCAAUCACUUCAAAGGCGCAUCGACAAAGAACUUCGAUUAAGAAACGAACUUUGAAUCCGGAAUUUAAUGAGGUUAGUUUCCUUAGUUUGUUUCUAUGUAGAUCUGAAAAAAAAAAGUUUUUUUUUUCAGAAAAUCCAAUUCGUGGUUCCUUUCAAAGAUCUUCCAAAGAAAACUCUUCAAAUUGGAGUUUAUGAUCAUGAUCUUGGAAAACAUGAUGAUUAUAUUGGUAAGAGCCUAAAUUAUAGCCCAGAUUUUUAAAAAAAAUUGUCAAAUUCCAGGUGGUAUUUUAUUAUCAGCAUCUGCAAAAGAUGAACGUGGUCGACAAUGGAUCAAAUGUAUAGAAAAUCCUGGAACAUUGGUUGAAGCUUGGCAUAAAUUAGAGCUGGAUAAUUAA
This is a messenger RNA of Caenorhabditis angaria, 20586 nucleotides long. Lineage: Eukaryota; Metazoa; Nematoda; Chromadorea; Rhabditida; Rhabditidae. The record is from the annotation of a GenBank genome assembly.